Molecule: messenger RNA, 4067 nt
Organism: Pyricularia oryzae 70-15
Lineage: Eukaryota; Fungi; Ascomycota; Sordariomycetes; Magnaporthales; Pyriculariaceae
Product: zinc finger transcription factor 1
Exons: 2
Coding region: 134-3478 (1114 amino acids)
Biological process (GO): regulation of DNA-templated transcription; DNA-templated transcription
Cellular component (GO): nucleus
Molecular function (GO): DNA-binding transcription factor activity, RNA polymerase II-specific; zinc ion binding; DNA binding
Source: RefSeq, a predicted model, not a curated record
ACGACAACGACAACGACAACGACAACGACACCGACGACGACGACGACGACGCCAGCCUCGCUCCCAGGCGACGAGGAGACCCAAUCUCGUGCGGCUUCCAUCCUGGAGCCCACGCGAGACCGCGGCUGCCGAAAUGUCGUCCAGCCAGCCCACAACCGAAGUGCAGACCUUUGCGACCCUCGACCUCGAUACAGAAGCUCAACUGAUGCGCGCAGACGGCGUCGACCUCAAUGGCUUCCAGCUCGAUGGAACUCCCAACGGCAGUCUGCACGAUGAUGCGCCUCCUCAAAACGUCAUGGAUUCCUCUCACUUUGGCGACUUUCAAUUUCCCUUCCAGACGAUCAAUGACGAAAGCACAAUCGUUGCCAUGACCGAUGCCUCUCCCCCAGUCGACGUCUUCCCUCCGACGCAGCAUCGCCCUUCGAUUUCUUCGAUACCUGCCGACCGAAGGGGCUCCAUUGCCUCCACAACCGCGCAAGCACCCAGCUACAAUGGCAACAGGGCUUCUCAGAGGAGACCCAGCCAGGUCACAUCCGAAGAUGGCAGCCCCGACAGUAACGGCAACGGCCUGCUGUUGGAGGAUCCAGGCGCAGACGAGUUCGGGCUGAUAUCCAGUGGUCCCGGCGACGCAUCUGGGGCAGGCAAGUUCAAGGACGACAAGGGGGAAUCAAUGCCGGCUUGGAGCGAGCUGAAAACCAAGGCUGGCAAGGAGCGGAAGCGAUUGCCUCUGGCCUGCAUUGCAUGCAGGCGUAAGAAGAUACGCUGCUCUGGAGAGAAGCCGGCAUGUAAACACUGCCUCCGAUCUCGGAUCCCGUGCGUGUACAAAGUGACGGCCCGGAAAGCCGCGCCAAGGACCGACUACAUGGCCAUGCUCGACAAGCGCCUGAAGCGCAUGGAAGAGCGUAUAAUCAAGACUGUGCCCAAGUCCGAACAAGACGGCAUCGCAGCGACGGUGAUGAGGUCAGUGUUGAAACCAGCAAUCCCUGGGACCCUGAGUGCAUCCAAGGCAGCGGCCAAGAAGCGUGGGGCGGAUGAGGCAUUUGGCCCCGAGUUAGACAACUGGGCGAGAUCUUCGACCAAGAGCAAAACUGAUACCUCGGGCCGACCUGCAACUCUUGCGCUCCACGAGGCCGAAGAGAACAAGUUGCUGCAGGAGGGCGCCGAUGCGCUGCCAUCCAGGGAGAUACAGGAACACCUGGCGGAGGUUUUCUUUGAUGACAUUUAUGGCCAGGCCUAUCACUUGCUACAUAGGCCGAGUUAUAUGAGGAAACUUAGAGCUGGAACUCUGCCACCGGUACUUAUCUUGUCCGUGUGUGCAGUAUCCGCGCGAUUUUCGACACACCCCAAGCUGAACACAAACCCAAACUUCUUACGGGGCGAAGAAUGGGCGUCUCAUGCACGAGAUAUUGUCAUGAGGAGGUAUGAGUGGCCAAACAUUACCAUUCUUACCUGUCUACUUAUACUCGGGCUUCAUGAAUUUGGCACUUGCCAUGGUGGCCGAAGUUGGGCUCUUGGAGGCCAGGCCAUCCGCAUGGCUUUUGCACUCCAGUUGCACAAAGACCUUGAAUAUGAUCCGCAUUCGGGAAGGGCUCAGCUCAGCUUCAUCGACCGCGAGAUUCGGAGAAGGACGAUGUGGGCAUGUUUCUUGAUGGACCGCUUCAACUCAUCCGGCACCGAGAGACCGACCUUCAUCAAAGAAGAAACGGUAAAGAUACCAUUACCGGUCAAAGAGAAAUACUUCCAACUAGAUAUUCCGGGCGCAACGGAGGACCUGAAUGGCCCCACGCUCAACACUAUGGAUCUGGACGAAGACCAGGCCACUCAGUUCAAGGAGAACAUGGGUGUUGCGGCGUACAUGGUCCGGUCAAUUGCCAUCUGGGGCCGCAUCAUCAACUAUCUGAACCAAGGAGGGAAGGAGCUGGAUCCUCAUCCAAUGUGGAGCCCCGACGCCGAAUACGCUAAGCUCAUCAAGCAAUCUGAAGAUCUGCCAGCAAGUCUGCCAGAUUCGCUGCAGUACAACAGAGAGAACCUGAAACUCCAUGACACCGAAGGAAUGGCAAAUCAGUUUCUGUUCCUUCACAUCUCAAUUCAGCAGAACAUACUGUUCAUGAACAGAUUUGCAGUGUCGUCUCCAGGCAGCAUAACCCAGCAGGAUGUACCCAAAUCAUUUGUCACCAAGGCUGGCGCCAAGGCAUUCGCGGCCGCCAACCGCAUGUCGGAACUCCUCAAGGACGCAGAGCCGUAUCUCGUAUCUGCCCCAUUUGUGGGAUACUGUACCUUCCUUUCCAGUACCGUCCACAUAUUCGGUAUAUUCUCCGGCAACCCUGCCAUCGAGUCGACGUCAAAGCGGAAUCUCGCGACAAACGUAAGAUUCUUGUCAAAGAUGAAGCGUUUCUGGGGAAUGUUCCAUUUCAUGACAGAAAACCUCCGUGAACAAUAUCGCGCCUGUGCAGAUGCUGCUCGGCAGGGUAAUCCAGCAAACGAGAACAACAGCCCACAAAUAUUCCAGUAUGGAGACUGGUUUGAUAGAUAUCCCCACGGUGUUUCUCAGUCCGACUUUUUGGACCCAGUGAAAUACAGGGCGAAGGAGAAGGGGAACGAUGCGGUUUUGGAACAGAAGCCAGAGCUGGCUACGGUCGAGGAGUUUAUGACCAAGAUGUCGCCGCGUAGUACCGAAGGCGCAGUCAAUAACGGCCACGCCGGGAAGCCCCAACCGGCAAAGAGAAAAUCGAUUGCCAAGAGGGGCGGUAGUACCACCUCGCGGUCGGAGCACCAACCAGAUCCUAUCAUGACAGAUGUCGGCAAGCAUGGUGCUACUGAGCAACAAGCACAGCAUCAACCGCCACAACAGGGGAACAGCAGACGUAGAUUCUCCGGCAGCAUGGGAGGACAGACAAAUGCGCCGAGCUUCAGCCCGCUCACGAUACCCCAGUCAGCGAACCAGGCGCCGUAUCAUACUCUGUCACCUAUCAGUCCAGUCGCAAUGAGCGCCUUUCCCCAUCAUAACCACCACCAUCAAAACUCACAGUUUUACUCGCCAGAGCUGCUAUCCUUGUCACUUUCCCAGCAGACAACUGCAGGUAUUCUACCACAGCUCGAUCGGCAGCUAGUCUUUGGUGCAUACGGCGGUCUGGAUCCAGGUAUGACAAGCCAGAUGCUGGAUGGCGGUGGCAUCUGGGACGGCAUGGGCGGCCAACGACAUGGUGAUGGCGGACGACGCACCCACACUUCGACGGCAGAAGUACUGCACGCGGCCCUCGUGGGCCACACACUUACCCACCAUAACCACCCAGGUCAUCACGCUCACGAAGGCGCCUCGUCGGCAUGGUUCAUGCCCUUCAACAUGGAGCCUCCCGAGAUAGGUCACGACCUAACCAGCCUUGACGGACUUGGCGCAAUGUUUGGCGGGGCCAUGACUACACAAGGCGGAAUGGGCAGCGGCGGCGGCGGAGGCAACCCAAACCACAACGGCCAUUAGAGAUGGUACGGGACGGUCUGGGAUGCGAGGUCGUCGCUUUUGUCACCCGCAAGCAUGAGUGAAGAGGUUGCGCGUUGGGCGGGAAUGAGCGUCUGUCUCAAGCAGCGCGGUCAUCAUCAGCUUGGGUCAGAUUGAAGAGACCCACCAUGACGAACAGCAUAGCAAGAGCGGAUCUUCUUUCCUGGAUUAAUAUCUUUGGGAGACGUGGGUCGAGAUAUACAGCAGACUACUUUGAGAUCUGGAAGUAAUACCACCGGGAACUAUGGCCAGGAACAGACCGAAUUUCUUGUCUUUGUUUUUAUCCUAUUUUUUUUUCUUUCAAAACAAAAAAAGCUACCUUGGGCAGGCAUCUUGAAAGGAGUUUACUAAGUUACCUUGGACAUAUGGGGAUCGGGAAAUUCUUGAGCGUGGGAAUCUUGUCAAAAACUGUUUUCUUUAUGUUGUUUUCUUUUUGUCCGGUCUGUUCCUGGCCUUUUUUUUCUUGCUUUUUGGCUAGAUACCAUUUCCUAGGUGCGAUACCUCUUUCUGCUAAUAUCAGCAACAUACAAAUUCAAUAAACCGACUUGAUUGGGCGAAAAGAAAAGACAAG